AUGGAACGCCACUCCCUCUAUUCCCUAGCCAACGCUCUGGGUCCUCUGAAACUCGAUAAUGACUCCUCCUCAACCGCUCAAAUUCUUCCAAAAAUCAAAACUGAGAAAUUCGAGGAGGAAGAAGAGGAUGAAGAUAAUGAGAAUCUGAGUGAUGAUUAUGAAGAAAUGAAGGAAGAUCAAGAUGAGUGUCGAUCGAAAAAGCGGAAAGAGAAGCCUCCAUAUUCUUAUAUUGCACUGAUUGCAAUGGCUAUUUCGAAACGCCCGGAUAAGAAGGCGACACUAGCUGAAAUCUAUAGCUAUCUCCAGGAAAACUAUGAGUUUUUCCGUGGAACCUAUGCUGGAUGGAGGAAUUCAAUCCGUCACAAUCUCAGUUUAAAUGAGUGUUUUGUGAAGUUGCCCAAGGACACGGGAGAAAGCUAUCGCGGUCGAAAAGGUCACAAAUGGACCAUCAGUGACUCUUGUGAAUUCAUGCUCGAGGAGAACGGAUUCCGUCGUCGCCCACGUGGAUACAAAGCGAGGAAGAGAACUCAUUUCUCCGGUUCCACUGAUGGAAAUGAGAUGGCUUCGAUUGGUGGGGGAGCGGUCUACGACUACCCUUGCUCCACCACUGACUACACCGAUUCCAAUGGAUCCUCGAUUUCGAAUGAGGUGAAGAGUGCUAUGAUUGGGGAUGAUUGUGGAUCGACUAUCUCUGAUCAGUUGGUAUCUUCAACCACUUCUAUUACAUUGCCUCCUUUAACUGGCCCCGAUCAUUCCCCAAUUUAUCCAACACCUUCUCCGUAUUUUGGAUAUGGAUCUGCUGAUUUUCCGAUGCAAUGGGCUUCACCAACAUACGACUGGCCGUACUACGCGACCCCUCAAAUUGGAUUGUGUUCCUCGGACUUCAAUGGAAUUACUCCAUCUCCUACGAUCACGCCUCAUGUUACUCCUCAAGUUUCGCCAUAUUUCUACCCACCUGCGGUACUUGGCACAUCGAGUUUUAUGGAUGAUUGGCGCUUCGGCGUUUCUUCUUCUUCCAUGCCUUCUGGAGUUUAUGCGACGUCUUCAUCAUUCCUCUCUAGUGAAUCGUCAGAUAUUGAUGUCAUCACUGUUCAGCAACCCUCUGAUUGA
Molecule: messenger RNA, 1110 nt
Organism: Caenorhabditis remanei
Lineage: Eukaryota; Metazoa; Nematoda; Chromadorea; Rhabditida; Rhabditidae
Exons: 5
Coding region: 1-1110 (369 amino acids)
Biological process (GO): animal organ morphogenesis; regulation of transcription by RNA polymerase II
Cellular component (GO): nucleus
Molecular function (GO): RNA polymerase II cis-regulatory region sequence-specific DNA binding; DNA-binding transcription factor activity, RNA polymerase II-specific
Source: RefSeq, a predicted model, not a curated record